Messenger RNA from Linum trigynum, 2975 nucleotides. The record is from the annotation of a GenBank genome assembly. NCBI's taxonomy places the organism in Eukaryota, Viridiplantae, Streptophyta, Magnoliopsida, Malpighiales, Linaceae.
UUCGAAAUCGUUAACCAAUAGCAAAGCACCAAAUCACACUAUCUAAAAUUAAUUUGAUGUAUAGUGUAGGAAAUAUAACUUACCUACCACCAAAUUUACCCGCCGAAAAGGAAAACUCUCCCUACCAAAUGUAAAAUUUGAAACAAAAUAGGGUUUCAGUAAACAAAAAUAGAAACGCGAUUUAAUUGAGUUCCUAAAUUAUUUUCACACAACUCGUAACCUACCUUCAAUCAAAAAUUAAAUAAGUUACUUUCACGAGAGUAACAGGUUAUGAAUAUUAACCCUGGGGGAACACAGUAAAAAAUUGAAAAUCAAUUGAACAAGUUAUACACUACAGAAACUUUGAAUCAAAAUCUUCCUUCCGCCAUGGACGAAGAAGAAGAAAAGCUCCACAUCCUGGUCUUCCCUUUCAUGGCGCAGGGCCACGUCAUCCCCAUGAUCGACACCGCCAAAAUCUUCGCCUCCCGGGGGCUCAAAGUAACCGUCGUCACCACCCCGCUCAACGCCCCUCUCUUCUCCAAGAACCUCCGCCGCAGCUUCCCCUCGAUCGCCGUCGAGACCCUCGAGUUCCCCGCCGCAGCCGCCGGCCUGCCGCCGGACUGCGAGAAUUUCGACGUCAGCAUGGGCUUCGACGCCGUCACCAAAUUCUUCGUCGCCGCGGAAAUGCUCCAAUCCCCCUUCGAGAACCUCCUGGCGGAGACCCGACCCGACUGCGUCCUCGCCGACUGGUUCUUCCCCUGGACCACCGAUUCGGCGGCGAAGUUCGGGAUCCCGAGGCUGGUCUUCCGCGGGACCAAUUUCUUUGCGUCGUGCCUCUCCGAACUGACCCGGAUCCACCAGCCCCACAAGCGGGUCGGGUCGGAGUCCGACCCCUUCCCCGUACCCGGCCUCCCCGGCCCACCUGUUUUUCUGUCGAUUGACCAGAUGCCGGUCAUCGACAGGCUGCUCGGCGGGGAAACUUUCGUCGGGAAGGUUUUCGAACGAGUCGCGGAGGCCGAAUCGAAGAGCUACGGGACGAUUCACAACACGAUCUACGAGUUCGAGCCGAGGUAUGCAGAUCUGUACAUGAAGGAAUUGGGGAGGAGGGCUUGGAGCAUCGGCCCUGUUUCACUCUGCAAUGUGGGGAUCGAAGACAGAGCAAGCAGAGGGAAAGAAUCCUCCAUCGACGAACACUCCUGCCUCCGAUUCCUGAACUCGAAAAAACCCAGAUCUGUGGUGUACGUCUGCUUCGGGACGUUAGCGAACUUCUCAGAUCCCCAAUUGAAGGAAAUCGCGGCCGGGCUGGAAUCCUCCGGGCGGGAAUUCGUGUGGGUGGUGAGAAGGGAGACAAACAGGGGAGGAGGCGGCGGCGGCGGAGACGACAGCUGGCUGCCGGCGGGAUUCGAGGAGAGGAUGGAAGGGAAGGGGCUGAUUAUUCGGGGGUGGGCCCCUCAGGCGCUGAUUCUGGACCACGUGGCGGUGGGCGGGUUCGUGACGCACUGCGGGUGGAACUCGACGCUGGAAGGGAUCACGGCGGGGCUGCCGAUGGUGACGUGGCCGGUGACGGCGGAGCAGUUCUACAACGAGAAGCUGCUGACGGAGAUCCUGGGGAUUGGGAUCGCGGUGGUCGGGGUGAAGGUGGGGAGCGGAGCGGUGGCGGAUGCGGUGGGGCGGAUGAUGGCGGAGGAGGGUGAGGAAGCGGCGGAGAUGAGGAGGAAGGCCGGCGAGCUGGGGAGGAUAGCGAGGAGAGCGGUGGAGGAAGGCGGAUCUUCGUAUGGUAAUGUCAGUGCUUUGAUCGGAGAGCUGAAACGGGACCUUCGCCGGAGGGGAAAGUGAAUCGGAUAUGUAGAUUUUUAUUUUAUUUAUUUUUGGGCAUUGUUUUGUUUAUUGAAACAAAACUACAUUAUUGUCACAAAGAUUUAUUAAUGGAUUGUUUUACCUUCUUAGACUGGUCAUAUUCAUUGCGAUACCAAUUUUGUAUCACAAUUGAUUAAAUACACAAGAUCAAGCUAAUUACAACAAUUAAAAAAAAUAAUUAAAAUGGGCUAAUUGGAGUAUCCCACCUAAUGUGGCGAGAUGGGGUAAUGUACCCUAUGAAGCAAAAACAUACCCUUCUACAUAUGGAAUACCACCUUAAUAUGAUAGAGGUCAUCACAGUGUGACGACAAAGAGUGAUCACCAUACCCCUCCCGAUGUGAUGGGGGAGAGAUCGCCAUACUCCCCCCAGUCCUACGAGGCGGGGUAAGUUUUGAGACCCCUUGAUGGAGUGAGGGGGGUCAUAAACCUACCCCUGGUGUGACAAUGCGAGUUCAUUCGCAUGCCUGCUGGUGUGACGAGGAGGAAAAAAUUGGCUACGUAUGUAAUGGAUCAUCACGCGUCAUGUACUCUAGCAUGAUGGGGGAAGGAGUUUCCAACCACACCAUCACCCACGUAGUAUUGUCACACUCAUCCGAGUUCUUGUAAUUUGGCUAAGUGUUAAACACCCCCUUGAUGUGAUGUAAGGAGAAUGUGACAAUUGAGAUACCCCUAGGUUAUCGAAAAGGGAGGACAUUAAGUGGUAAGGGGGUCACUCCCACUCUCACAAUCAUAAGCAGUGAAUUUGUUUUUGUCGGUUUGACUCAUGUGAUCCAAACACCUAACCACAUGUGACAAGCAAAACAAAGUUAAGGAGGAACUACUAAGUGGAAGGAGUCAAGGCAAAAUAGGGGGCCACUCUGACCACUUGUGAUCCAAACACCUAACCACAUGUGAAAUUAGGGAUGGCAAUUUCGACCUGACCCGAUUUACCCGACCUGUUUGACCUGUUUUGGAGCGGGUCCGACCCGCCCCAUAGGCGGGGCGGGGCGGGAAUGGGUACCUCUCAUCGACCCGACCUGCCCUGACCCGCCCCAUUCUCGACCCGUUCUUGCCUAAAUUACAUGUAAUCUUAGUCAAAUGACUUAGGAUUUUCCUCUUAUUACAUCAAACUUUAUGUAUAAUAAAGUUGUAAAUAAGUG